This is a messenger RNA of Rhea pennata, 809 nucleotides long. Its product is annotated as dispanin subfamily A member 2b-like. Gene Ontology annotation, cellular component: plasma membrane. NCBI's taxonomy places the organism in Eukaryota, Metazoa, Chordata, Aves, Rheiformes, Rheidae. Gene Ontology annotation, biological process: response to interferon-alpha; host-mediated suppression of symbiont invasion; defense response to virus. The transcript is spliced from 2 exons. The coding region runs from base 103 to 441 and encodes 112 amino acids. The record is from RefSeq and is a predicted model, not a curated record.
CAGGGCCGCCCCCGCUGUCCCCCCCGGCCCAGGCGGGCCGGGUUUCAUUUCCUCGCUGUGACUGCUCUCCGGCCAGCGGCAGCUCAGCUCCGCGGCGUGGCCAUGCAGCCCCAGCAGGCAGACGUGUGCAUCCCGCUGCAGCCCCCCGAGCAGGGGCCGCCCCACGCCGCCGGCCCCGGCAGGCAGCCCCGCGACUUCAUCCUCUGGUCCCUCUUCAACGUGCUGCUGGGCCACGGCUUUGCCUACCUGGGCUGCCUCUGCUUUCCUGCCCUCAUUCUCUCCAUCAAGGCCCGCGACUGCAAGGUGUUGGGGGACCUGGAGGGUGCCCGCCGGUACGGCACCCGGGCCAAGGUGCUGAACAUCAUCAGCUCGCUGCUGCUGGUUGUCACUGUGGUUGUGGUCGUCAUCUUCAUCGUCGUCACGAUGAGCUAUGCGGCCUGACGCGCCCCUGCUUGCUCCCUCAAGGACUGGACUCGCUUGCUGCCCUCCUGCUGCUACGCAAGGGGCUUGUCUUCCCCGGAGGUGUACCAGGGCCCUGCUGCCUCCGCGACACGGGGGAGAGGGAGGCUGAGCUCAGGCAAGGUGCUGCCUCCUUCCUGCCCACAUCCCAGGAUGGACCAAAGAGUUUGGAUACAGCUGCUGCUCUGCCCCACCACUGUAAGGGCCGGGCUAGGUGACUGCCUCCAGCAUCCUGUUCUUCGUGGCUUGGGCACCUUGGAAGGGAGGUGACAGGUUCUCCUGGCCACACUGGUACUUAAUCCAGUCGCAACGCAUUUGUAGGUCACAAAUAAAGCUUCCUGCAAAGCCUG